GAUGAAAAACGCGCACCGCUUACAAGAAGACUGGAGAGUCGACACCUAUUCCAACCACCGAGGACUCUGUCGACUUGUGAUUCGGGAUGCGACCCCUUCGGAUAGCGCAGUCUAUUCUUGUGUAAUAGAAAAUGAGAGUGGGAAAAAAGCAGCGACGACAAUGGUCCUUGUUCAAGAUGGAGCUGAUGAGAAUGGAAACAUAAAAGGAAUUACGUCUCGUUUGCUACUAAAUCAAGAAAUAACAGAAGAUUCUGACGAGAACAUAAAUAUCAAAAUCCAGGAGGAGUCGAACUUGAGUCGAUGGAGGCAUACUCAUGUCGGUCAUAAUCUAUAUACUGCUAACAGUAGAACUCCAAAACUCUAUCCUCGUUUUAAAGACGUCACAUCCGCUCUUCCGGGAAGACCUCUAGAUCCUCAAGUGUUUAAACAGGGAGUUACAUGGGUGACGCUGUCUUGGUCUCGCCCUCUGGUGGACGGUGGCAGUCCUAUUCUUGCGUACAAAAUUGAAUUUCGAGUACUUCAUUCGAAUCAGUGGCACGAAGUGGGCUUAUCACGAACCACUUUCCACGAUGUGCAUGGACUACGAGAAAAAAAAGCCUAUGUUUUUAGGAUUUCUGCGCAGAACAGAUUUGGCUGGGGACCUUCAGUAACCUUGACACGCCCCGUACUGAUAAGAUGACAGAAAUUUGGCUGUGAAUGUUCAUUCAUAAUGACACGUCGCGUACUUAUGUAAUGAAUGACAUGUGGCCGAAGAAGUUCAGUUCCUGUACUAAUGAAAUGACAAUCACUUUGACAUGUCACGUACUGUUGAGAUGACGGAUAUCGGACUGAAGAUUUUCAGUCAAAUUGACAUACCCCAUAAUGAUGAGAUGACGGCGUCUAAUUAAAGAUCUUUAGUCACCUUGACAUGACCUGUACUUGGGAGAUGACAGACAUCUGACUAAAGAUCUUUAGUCACCUUGACAUGACCUUAACGGAUGAGGUGACAGACAUCUGACUAGAGAUCUCCAAUCACCUUGAUAUGACCUUAACGGAUGAGAUGACAGACAUCUGACUAAAGAUCUUCAAUCACCUUGACAUGACCUGUACUUGGGAGAUGACAGACAUCUGACUAAAGAUAUUCAAUCAACUUGACAUGA
This is a messenger RNA of Limulus polyphemus (Atlantic horseshoe crab), 1139 nucleotides long. RefSeq names its product myomesin-1-like. Gene Ontology annotation, molecular function: protein binding. NCBI's taxonomy places the organism in Eukaryota, Metazoa, Arthropoda, Merostomata, Xiphosura, Limulidae. The transcript is spliced from 6 exons. The record is from RefSeq and is a predicted model, not a curated record. The annotation marks the transcript as partial.